Penicillium vulpinum is the source of this 417-nucleotide messenger RNA. RefSeq lists its product as uncharacterized. Gene Ontology annotation, cellular component: mitochondrial matrix. The record is from RefSeq and is a predicted model, not a curated record. Gene Ontology annotation, biological process: mitochondrial respiratory chain complex IV assembly. The transcript has a single exon. Lineage: Eukaryota; Fungi; Ascomycota; Eurotiomycetes; Eurotiales; Aspergillaceae. The coding region runs from base 1 to 417 and encodes 138 amino acids.
AUGCCGCCACAUCUACAUCCUCGGUCGCGGUCAACCACCGGCCUAUUCGCCGGCACCCUCCUCGCAUCUCUCCUAGUUGUCGGCAUGCCGCACGUCUUCCCUUGUCCGUCCCCACGACGCACUUUUGCCGAUUCGGAGAUGAGUAUGACAGCCGAUGGACAACCAGCACCACGUGUCCGACGCAGACGACGGAAGGAUCUUGAAGCAGUCCCAGAGGGCAGUCAGCCGGGUCAGGCCACGCCAGUUGUUGACGAGGAGGUCUCGACAUUCCUUCAGAUGGAGAAGGAAGCAGAGGAACUCUCACACAUCAAUCGAGAAUGCCCCGUCCCUAAACCCAAGGGGGUUAUAGGGGAAUUGCUGGGCUUCCGAGCGAAUUCCCAGCACCAGCCAACCGCGCUGCCUGAAGGAGACCCAUAA